Messenger RNA from Zootoca vivipara (common lizard), 4862 nucleotides. RefSeq names its product protein kinase AMP-activated non-catalytic subunit beta 1 (gene PRKAB1). Gene Ontology annotation, biological process: signal transduction. The record is from RefSeq and is a predicted model, not a curated record. Gene Ontology annotation, molecular function: protein kinase binding. Gene Ontology annotation, cellular component: nucleus; cytoplasm; nucleotide-activated protein kinase complex. NCBI's taxonomy places the organism in Eukaryota, Metazoa, Chordata, Lepidosauria, Squamata, Lacertidae.
AGGAAGUGGACGGGCGCUGCGGCGAUUCCCGCCUCGGUCCACGGCACAAAGAGGCUGGUUGAGCCCCGGAACCUCCCCCCCCCGGCCAGGAGAGCACAGGGCUCCUGAGCAUGUGCAGAGGACAAUUCUUUCACUGCAGCACCACGGGCUGUUUAGCACGCGAGUGUUGCUGUUUAAUGCGAGACAUUUGUGGCUGCCUUUCUCUUUGGGAUCUGAAGAGCAAUGGGGAACACAAGCAGUGAGCGGGCCGGUGUGGAGCGUCAAGGGAGCCACAAGACACCUCGGAGAGAUAGCGGAGGAACAAAGGAUGGAGACCGGCCGAAGAUCUUGAUGGACAGCCCUGAAGACGCUGACAUGUUCCACACUGAGGAAAUAAAGCUUGGCAAGGAAAAAGAAGAAUUCCUGGCCUGGCAGCAUGACGUCGAGGUGAAUGAUAAGGCUCCUACACAAGCUCGGCCAACCGUUUUCCGCUGGACUGGAGGAGGCAAAGAGGUCUUUCUGUCUGGCUCUUUUAACAACUGGAGCAAACUUCCACUGACACGGAGCCACAAUAACUUUGUAGCCAUUCUCGAUCUCCCAGAAGGCGAACACCAAUACAAGUUUUAUGUGGAUGGUCAAUGGACACAUGAUCCUGCAGAGCCUGUAGUAACCAGCCAGCUGGGGACUGUCAACAAUGUCAUUCAGGUGAAGAAAACAGACUUUGAAGUAUUUGAUGCUUUAAUGGUGGACUCCCAGAAGUGCUCAGAUGUAUCUGAGCUGUCGAGUUCACCCCCCGGACCCUACCACCAGGAACCCUACAUCUGUAAGCCGGAAGAGCGCUUUAAGUCCCCCCCUAUUCUCCCUCCGCACCUCCUGCAGGUUAUCCUAAACAAAGACACUGGGAUUUCGUGCGAUCCUGCCCUGCUUCCCGAGCCGAAUCACGUCAUGCUGAAUCACCUCUAUGCCCUUUCCAUCAAGGACGGGGUCAUGGUGCUCAGCGCUACCCACCGUUACAAGAAGAAAUAUGUCACUACGCUGCUGUAUAAACCCAUAUGAAAGCACUGCUGGGUGCCCGGGCGGAUGGAGCAGUGGAGGGAACAAACGAGAAGUGUAUGCUCUUUGAAACAGUAGCGGACUUGCUGUUGAAUCGUAACGCAUAUAUAUACAUAUAUGUAUAUUUUUAAAAAGAGCCCAAAUUUGCCUCGCUCUUUCUCUCCCCCUCCUGCUGUGAAUGUUCUUUAGCCCCACAAGCAGGUACCCACUUGUGCUGCCAAUCAAGGCCGUGGGUUUUUGAGGGGGUUCGUUCCCCUGUAACAUUGCGGGGAUGGGGGGCGGGAAUCUAUGAAGACGCACAAGCUGCCAAGGGCAUUUAGUUUGCAGUUAAUACAAACGAAUUUUUGAACUGGGCACCUGGAAUGAAUGGACACCUUCAACCGUCCAAAGUCCCCAAAGUGGCUUUGCUUUUUUUCGUACAGCAAUAUGUGUAAGAGGAGGUGUUUCCCUUCUGUAGCAAUCUGGGCAUACCCUUAUAAAUAACUUAUUUUUUGUUCUCCUCCGUCCAUGCCCUCCCUGGUCACCUCUUGUAACCUGGGCGCUACUUGCCAGGCUCCAGAUCACUGGCAAAGGCAGCCAACUCUGCUUACUUUCCAGCAGAAAAUGCUUGGCACAUCUUUCAGUUUACUGCAGCUGGACUGAUGGCUUUAGGUUGGUGGUUUCGCUGUCCAGUGGCAGCAGGAUGUUACGAAGAGGCUAGAAGAGUCGGACACUGCUGUGAAGCUUCGGGACCAACCCUUUCUGGGUCCUACAAGCCUCCUCUUCCCCCCUUUUACCGCCAACUGAUUGGAUAGCUUUCUCAGAAAUGUGGCUCCUUUCUUUCCAAAGAUUAGAACUCCCAAGCAAUAUUGCUGGCCCUGCUCUAGGGUUGCGAGGGGAGGUGGGCUUUGCACCCCAGGCCUUCACGUCCCUACGCUAAGGAAUCAGGAUGCUUCUCCUCUCAAACAGCUGUAGCCUCCCCUUGUUUGUGGAAGGAGGCUUGUCAAGGGGCUAUCCCUCCCAUAAAAGAUAAGCUGCCUGCUUGUCCCCCCCCCAAAAAAAGUCUAAUUAAUGUGUUGUCACACCAAGGUGCCUGCACUCCCUAGCCUAGGGUUGCCAAACUCAGUAGUGGACAGGACUUCUGUGCCUUUAAUUGCCCUGUUCUCUUUUGAGUCUGGAAACCUUAGAGAGAAACCAGCAGACCCUUUGCUUGGAAAUUAAACAAAAUGGUCUGCUGGUUUCUCUUUAAGGUUUCCAGACUCAAAAGAGAGCAGGGCAAUCAAAGGCACAUAAGAAGUCCUGUCCACUAUUGAGUCUGGCAACCCUACCCUAGCCUGUUGUGGCACCAGCUUGUGCCUUCUUAGCCAAGUGGCCCUGCGUGGUUUUUUUCCUUCUGAUUCCUUACCGAUCUUUUGAGGCCACCAGGCAGUUUUAAUGCUUUGAGUAGUAGCUGAAACUGACAUGUAGCUAGAACAGGGGCUGGCUAACCUGUGGCUCCUCCAGGGGUCUUUGGGCUGCAACCGCCUUCAUCCCUAACCUCGUCUGACCAGCAGUUUCGGACAGAUGGGAGCUGGACGGCUCCAAGCUCCCAUCCCUGCUCUUAACCACCGUUGAGAACAGUAUUUCACAUCUGCUUUUUUAAAAAAUCUUUUGUUUGCGCUGUUUUAUUGGUUCUCUUCAGUUUUUUAAAUAAAAUAAAUUUACAUACUGAAGAGCGAGCCUUUCCUUUGCACCUUUCUCGAAAGGAACACAGGUUAAUUUCCUGACAUUAUGGCAAAGAUUGGAACUCAUACUGUCACCUGUGACCAGUUGCAAUAUGUGAGAGAUGCCUGUUGGGUAGGGCAAGACAAAGGUCCGGGGUCACGGUGGUUAUAUGGUCAGGUUUACAGAGUGCUGGAGGUCAACAAAAAGAUUGUCUCGCAGUGGAACUAAGUUAGCUACACUACAGGCAAAUGUAAUGGUCACUAUAUAGUUGUCUCUCAACCUGUGAUCCCUCUUGUUUCAGGGCGGGUAAGUUAUUUCAGCCUGAGGGCCACAUGCCAGUGGUAGGUGGGGCCAGAGGCAAAAAUUGGGUAGAGCGACAAAUGUAAAUGCUACCUUUGUACAGUAGGCUAGUUUCUACUCAAACAGCCCUCUCUAAUCUCCAUCAAGCAAGGGAGGGACAUUAUCAGCGUUCAAGGACAAACUGGAGGGCAAACUGGACAGGUCUGGAGGAGGCUGCAUUUGGCUCCCGUCUAAGGUUCCCCACCCUCUGCUCUAGUUAUUUUCACUAUGAUGAGGAAGAUGAGCUAAUCGAAAAGAUCAGACUCUUGGACCAGGCAGGCAAAGAAGCAAAUGUCCAGGGUCAUGCAGAUUGGGGCAAAACAAAUUCCUAACUACACAUAUGUGCUUGUAGUGACUGACCAAGAAGAGAGUUCUGGAGGCUAUAACUGAUAGCUUGGUGGAUGAGGCCAGAGGUCUAUCAAGUCCAACAUCCUGUUCCCUGGCUGCAAAGUCCACAAGCGGGAACUGAGGACAACACAGCAACCUCUCUCCACUUGCAAUUCCCUGUAACUAGCAUUCGGAACCAUACCAACUCUUGACAGUGGAGACUAUAUCUGUUAUGGCUCAUGUAACAAUGGCAAAUCCUCGAAUUUGUCUAGUCCUCUUUUGGAGUCAAUUAAGAACGUAAAUUCAACCAUGCUGGAUCAGGUUAACCAUUAAGGGCUGAUAAAGAAUUGAAGUCCGAUAUCUGCAGGGCCGCAUGUUCCCCACCCCUGCGUCAAAGGUCUAAAGCGAUAUUUAAUUAGGACAAAUUAAGAAGUCAUAAUGAGCAAGCUUUUCACAUUAAAACUUCUCUGCUGGGUUAAGCAACCAUGCAUAAACAGCUCUUGCAGAGGCUGAAUCACCAUACCUAAUAACAUUUAUCUCAUAUAAAUAGACACACACACCCUUUUUCUUACAUAAUCCCAAGCUCUUCUGAACUAUUUACUGCUCCCCCUAUUUUUAAAAACAUUUUUAAAUUAAUAAACCAAAUAUUGCACAUCAGUGUGAUAUUUUCGCCCUAAUAAAUGGCAUUAGAUUCGCUGCAUUUGAAAUCCUUCCCAAGACUAUGAAUGAAAUCUUCCCCACCUGCAAUUUUUGAUGACUAUAAAACUGGGGAGAUAAGGGAAGCAAGUGGCCAGUUUUAGGUUAAGGGGAUAAGUCUGCUGGACGGCAACUCCCAACUCCAGCCAGCUCUACACACAGCUAGCACAACUCGCUGCCCUUGACAUUUCAUUGUUGCAGACCACACCCACUAGCAGGAAGCACAGCUGUGUUCACCAGGAGUUGAGCAACAGCACCAAGUGUAUUCUCAGAAAGUUCCCUGUUAGCUUCAGAGCCGUGGGGCGGUAGAUAAGAGCCCCCCCCCCCGUUGGAACAGCCUUCCCCAAACUGGGUCCCUCUCAUCUGUGCCCUAGUCAGUUUAGCCGGUGGUCAGCAGUGGUGGGAGAUGUAAUCUAACCAUUUGUGGAAGGCUGUGGUAGGUCAUUUGGAAUGGAAGAAUGACUGCUAUGAUGCAGUACGGUCAUGUAAAAUUCAGUUGCCCCAGAAACUCAGCUUCCCAGUUCUGGCCCUGACAGCUUCAAAUAUGGAAGUGUGUGGGGCGGGGGCUUUGCAGAUGAGAUCUCAGAAGUCAGAUGAGUAACUGAAGAUGUGCAACGCUUGGGGGGGCAGACCUUCAAACCCUGCAUACUCCUCCCCACCAUGAGCAAAAUGCAGAAUUAUGCACAACUAGAGAUGAUGGACAAAGGGUGGGCAGCCCACUAAGUGCGGGAGAGCAGAGGAAAGAGAAUGCUUGCUUUGUUUAGUUCACCAGCAGUCCUCCCCCC